Messenger RNA from Aricia agestis (brown argus), 1050 nucleotides. RefSeq lists its product as uncharacterized. Gene Ontology annotation, molecular function: odorant binding; olfactory receptor activity. NCBI's taxonomy places the organism in Eukaryota, Metazoa, Arthropoda, Insecta, Lepidoptera, Lycaenidae. Gene Ontology annotation, cellular component: plasma membrane. The transcript has 8 exons. Gene Ontology annotation, biological process: sensory perception of smell; detection of chemical stimulus involved in sensory perception of smell. The record is from RefSeq and is a predicted model, not a curated record. Bases 1 to 1050 code for a protein of 349 amino acids.
AUGACUAUGUUGUUCCUGGCUAUCGGCAUGAUGCAUCCAUGUGCCAGUACUUUCAGGGAACGGAUCAGGUUGUCCGUAAUUGGUAUCAACAUAGCUCUGGUGAUCAUCCCAUGUUUCAUCAUCAUCACCAACGACAUGCAUAUCCGGAUACUGACCAAUGACAUGCCGAAUUUAGUUCGCCAGCUAAUCAUCAUUGUUUGUAUCACCUUCGUCUUCAUCAAGAUGAUUUCCAGUAUAGUGCGACGAAAGGAGCUCAAAGAAAUCAUUGAUACCAUUAGCGCCGACUACGACAACUUUAACAACAUGCCCGAAGACUACCAAAAGAUAGUCCAUGAAUCGAUAACGAAGACAAAGUUCUUUGAGCGAAUUUGGAUGGCGGCUAUAGCCAUAACGGCAUCUUCUUACCCAGUUCUAGCUACCGUUUUCACGGUCCAUUCCCAGCUGCUCACUGAUACUCCUAAAAGCUACAUGGUCCAUGAUUGCUACGUUAUAUUCCUGUCAGAUGAGCAGAGGUUUCAGACUCCGUAUUUUGAAAUGUUCAAUGUGUUUGCCAUGACUACCGUAUGGUUGAUUUUCAUUGGGUUCACUGGUUUUGACGGCAUGUUUACAAUAUCAAUUAUACACGUCUCUCUGAAGCUAAGAUUCAUUUCUCAGAAUUUAAUACAUUUGUUGGAUUCGGGAUAUGACGGACAGUUAUAUACUCAGACUUACGGGUCUAGAGCAGAUAUAGUACUCCUACCAGGUCAGGAGAAGGACUUGAACACAUACAUCUACUACUGUUUCGCGAUCGCGACCGCCGUCCACAUUUAUUUGCCUUGCUACUUGGCUGCCGAUGUCGCUAACUACGGUGUAGAAAUAUGUGACUUUGCGUACGGUUGCAAAUGGGAGACCAUACCGGAUCUCAGGAUCAGGCGAUCGAUUGCUAUGAUCAUCAACAGAGCACAGGUGCCCAUACGGUUCAGGGCUCUUGGGAUGUUGACGUACAAUAUGGAGCUGUAUUUGAAGAUUCUACAAACUAGCUACUCCAUGUUUACAAUUUUAAGGAAAUAA